Messenger RNA from Blepharisma stoltei, 2594 nucleotides. The record is from the annotation of a GenBank genome assembly. Lineage: Eukaryota; Ciliophora; Heterotrichea; Heterotrichida; Blepharismidae.
AUGGAAAAUUCACCAUCACCUUUAUUCACUCCGCCUGAAUAUAACACACCAGCCUCUGAAAUAAAGAUUGAGACUUACUCACCUGAAAAAAUAUCUGAAAAAUCCACUGUGAGAAGUCUUGAUGGCUCAAAUAAAAUUUUAUGUACAACUGCUGACUUAUUAAAAAGUCUUGAAAACCAUAACAUGGAAUUUGAUGAAGAAAACACGUUUAUCAGUCCAAAUAAUGACUGUGCCAAUAUACGAAGCGACUCUCCAUUAGUAGAGCCCAUUAUAGAUCCAUUGCUAACACUCAAUUCAGAGUACAGCGAAAACGCAUCGGAAGACUCUUCUCUCUUGGAAACCAAGUCACCAAAAAUUGAGCCAUCAGUCGACCCGUUCGUAUCACCGAGAAAGCAAGAUUCUGAUGGCUAUAUUGAUGAAUUGCUAUUGACAAAGCCUCUUUAUUUGAGCGAAAAGAAUAUGCUCCUUAAUCAGGAUAUUAAGAAAACAGGUCACUCAUCAUUGUCCCACAAUUCUUCUAUUUCAACACGCCAUGGAUAUGAUUCUCCUUACGUUGAUCCAAUAGUGGAGCCACUAUUGGACGACCCACUUGAUACUAUAAAAGAUGAUUCCUCUAUUGUAGAACCAAUCAUUGAUCCUUUGCUUACUCUAGCUUCUUCUACUUCAGAAAACUGCUCAGUUAUAAUUGAACCACUUUUAGAGCCUCUAAUGGAUACUUCUUUUAUCGAAGCAUUCUCAGAAAAUGAGGUUUCGUUCAGUCAGAAAAAAUCGUCCAUUGAUUUUAUUGUAGCUCACAAGCAAGAUAAAUCAAGCCUAGGCUUUGAUGGCGAGUUUAUGCUGGAUGUCCCUUCAUUUCAAAAUUUCGAUAACAGCACUCGCUAUUCUUUGGCAACUAUGGCAUUUUUAAAUCAAGUAUCUGAAAUUAUUAGUGAGGCUAUUACUCCCCCCCUCCGUGAGUGACAAAAAAAUUUUGUUUCACUCACGGAGGGGGUUAAUUUUUUUUUUUUAAAAUAUUUAUAUAUAAAAUUUAUAGAAUUUUUUUUUAAAAAAUCCUAAUUUGCAAAAAUUGGGAAGCAAUAUUACUUUAAUUUAUAAAAUUUAUAUUUUAAAACUCAUUUUAUUUAAAAUUAAACAGAAUUAGCUCUAUUAUAAUAAUAAUUAUCACUUAUAUAAAAAAAUUUUUCUAUUAAAAAAAUUUUUGUUCACUCAUGGAGGGUGGUUUUUUGGCAAAAAAUAGCGAUUUUUCCAAUGGUUUUGUUCACUCACGGAGGGGAGUAGUUAGGAGAAAAUGCAACUCAGGGUUCAAAAAAUUAGCCAGCCCAGUUCUUGAAAAGCAGCAAAUUCAGCUAAUAAACUUAAAAACUUAUAGUAGAUGGCUGCAUUUAAAGCAUAAAAGCCAGCACCUAACUCCUUCAGAAAAAAAAGACAUAAAAGCACAAUGCCUAGAAAGAAUGAUCAUGACUGGAAGAAUCAAUUUAGAACAAAGAGCACUCUGGAGGUGGAAUUUAAAGUCCUUUGGCGUAAAGCUGCAUCCCCCAUAUUGGAGAAGCCAGAAACAAUGUUCAGGAAUUGAACUAUUGGAAAGCAUAGUUGUAAAAUCAGGUAUCAGGCAUUUUGAUUUGCUAAAGAGAAGCUUUUUAAACUGGGUGAAUAUUGUAAAUUUCGAGAAAUUUCUCGAUUCUAAUGCAGAAAUCAUCGAAGAAGUUACUGAUGUUAUUGAAGAAGUUCAUAUAUCAAAAGUGACCAAAAAUGCUGAUGGUGAGAUAAUUGAAGUUGAAGAAAAAGACUUAACCAACUCCAGAGUUGGCUUGGCUUUAAUUAAGCAUGCACUUAGAAAGGUCAUUAACAAUGGAUUUUAUCGAUGGAAAAUGCAGACCAAGCUGCUAAGGCCAGUCAAGGCACCUACAAAAUCGAAUGCUUUACUUAAAUCUGUGUUUAGGAAUUUAGGUCAUAUACUUACCAAAAUAACCAGAAAAAGUUUUAAUGGGUGGAAAACUAAUAUUAAACUAGAAAAAAUCAAAAAAACUAUGCCAAAAGUUCGCAAAGAAAUGACCUUCCAAAACACUAAAAAUAUCAAAGCGAUUAUAUGCAAUUUGCAGCAUAUUUUGAAAGUCCCGCUGCUCCAAGCAUGGAUGAAGUGGAAUCAGGAAGAAUAUGAGUUUGAAGAAGAGGAAGUAAUAGUGCAAAACAUCAAAGUCACGAAUCGGUCAUUUACUUCUUUCUCAAUUCUUCACAAGCCUUUAUGUGUCAUUGAAUUUGAAAUCUCAGUUCAAACUAAUAAUGAUUUCGAUAUUCCUAGUAGAAGAGAUUCAGUAAAAUCCAGCAAAAGCAAUCCGCCACCUCAAGAGACUCCUAAUUUAUAUCUUAAAGGUGAAGCUGCAGAAAGAAUGGAAGAAUUAGUUCCUUAUAUGCAAACUGUAAGCAAGAAACGACACCUUUUGGAAGGAUUUAUGGUCAUAAAAUGGCUUGAUAGGUCAAAUAAUCUGCAUUUGCAAAACCUUAAAUUAAAAGCCAUGAUGAGCAGACUUAUUAGUAAAGAGGCAACUCCGCUAAAAUGCUUGUAUAGCUGGAGACUCAAUACUUUAAGAAGCUAG